Molecule: messenger RNA, 2052 nt
Organism: Tinamus guttatus (white-throated tinamou)
Lineage: Eukaryota; Metazoa; Chordata; Aves; Tinamiformes; Tinamidae
Source: RefSeq, a predicted model, not a curated record
AUGGUGGUGGCCCGUCCAGGCCAGGUGGCCUCGGCCGCGAGUGCCCCUGCGUGUCCCUUCCUCACGCGAAGGGCUCCAGCCCCUCCUACAGUUGCUAAAGUGAUUGACAAAUUUGAGGAUGAAACUGCAGAUGACAUUUUGCCUGUUGGCAAUAUACGGAAAAAAGCUGCAGUCUCUCUCCUGGAAGCUGAUAAAAGGUACAUAGGAAAAGCCACAUCUCGCAAAGCCUUGCAGGAAGAGCUCUGGGGAGAUGCUCUGUCUGAAGAAGGAUCUGCUGAAGAAGCAUUAGAUGAAUGGUCCAACGGCAGUGAAGAUUUGGAAGAUGAGGGCAGCUUAGGCAGUAAAACAAAGGAGGAACCCAGCAGUGCUGGCAGUGACCAGGAAGAUGAUUUGGAAGAAGGUGAAGAGAAAGAAGAUGUGUCUGCCAAGGUCAAGGCACCAAAGUUCAGCUCCCAGAACAUCACAGACUUUGAGAAAUUUACAGAGGGGAUGGAUGAUGUAGGAAGUAGUGAAGGGGAAGAUGAAGAUGAUGCCAGCAUGGAAGAAGCAAGUGAUGAGGAGGAAAACGAGAAUGAAAACCAUGAUGAUUUAAAAGAUACCAAAGAGAGUGAAGAUGAUGGAGGGGUGAUGACAUUCUCAAAAAGACAAGUGGCUGAAGAAGUAGAGAAGGGAAAAGCUGUGAAGAACCAGUUAGCGCUCUGCGAUCACCUAUUGGAAGGGAGAAUCAAGAUGCAGAAAGUCCUCCUGACAGCUAACAGGCUUCCUCAGCCAGAUACUUACCCAGCCUUUCAAAAGGAAGGUGGACAAGAAUUUGACGAUGCUGUCAAGAACGGUUACAAAGCCCUGGAGGCGUUGCUGAGAACAUUAGUGGAGCUUCAAGAUGAGCUGCUUUAUCAAUACCCGGGCACCAGGCAUCUGGUAGACGGAAAGCAAUCCAAAAUUGAGAGCGAAGAUGAAAUCCUCAGCAGUAGCGAUGAAGAGAAAGUGGAUGAGGCUCAGAAGAAGAAGAGGGACGUCCCCAAACGAAAGCUCAAGAUGGAAGACUACCCAGAAUUUGUGGCCAAGCGCUUUGCUGACUUCAGAACAUAUCGGAACAACAUCUUGCAGAAGUGGCAUGAGAAGACAAAGUUGGCAUCGGGCAAAAUGGGAAAGGGUUUCGGUGCCUUUGAGCGUUCAAUCUUGACUCAGAUUGAUCAUGUUAUGAUGGACAAAGAGAGAUUACUACGGCGGACGCAGACCAAGCGAUCAGUAUAUAAAGUGCUUGGAAAGCAGGAACAGGAAUCUCAUCCAGUCCCUGAAUCUUUGCCAGAAAAUUCGGAAGUCCUCCCGCAGACAGAUUCCAACAGGCACCUGAAGGACAUAGACGAGGAGAUAUUUGAUGAUGAUGACUUUUAUCACCAGCUCCUUCGAGAACUUAUUGAGCGUAAAACAAGCUCACUGGACCCCAACGAUCAGGUAGCAAUGGGCAGACAGUGGCUGGCCAUCCAGAAGUUACGAAGCAAAAUAAAGAAGAAAGUGGACAGAAAAGCCAGCAAAGGAAGGAAAAUACGGUACCAUGUCCAUAGCAAGCUGGUGAGCUUCAUGGCACCUAUUGACCACUGUACAAUGAAUGAUGACGCCAGGACGGAGCUUUAUCGGUCGCUGUUUGGACAAGUCGCGCGCGCCGCAGAGCCGGAGCGGAGCGGGAGCCGCCCCGUCGCUGUGUCCGUCCGUGUCCCCUCUGCUCCACCAGGUCCCGUGUCGGAGCGGUGCCCCCAGCCCGGCGUUCCCGGGCGCCCUUCCCGCGGCUCCUGCGGGCAGCUCGGGGGUCCCAUCGCCUCCUCCCGCGCUCAGAGCAGGAGCAGAGGGAGGAUCCUCGGAGCCGCUUCCCCAGGGCAGCAGCACCAGGGAGAUUCCCACCUAUUUUCCUGCUGCCGGCCGUGCCCCCCGGCUCCAGGACACGAGUCCUGCACAAUUCCCGCUCAGCAGCCCCCGGAGGGUCCCCCCGACCCCGCGCAGACGAGUUUCAACUUCCAGACAAACAACUUCAUUUACGAGCGUGUCUCUAAUUAG